CUUUUCCAUUCCUGUCCCGCUCUAUAAUUCUCUUUACAAAUACUGUUCCCCUCGUCUAUUUAGUACAUAAUAGAAUCCACCUUGAUUACUAUAAACAUCUUGAUUUUAACUUUCUAGAAUAAAACAAAACAUUUUCGACUGAGUGAUUUAAUCAAACUGGCAGCUAAAAUAUAACUUUCAUCAUUAUAACUCUGUCUCAGUGAAAAAUAGUGGGCAAAAUGAGCAACAUAGUUAAAUACGACUGGUACCAAACGGAAACAGUGGUUACGAUCACCGUUCUGCUAAAGAAUGCGAAGGACAAAAACUAUGCCGUUUCAAUCGAGGAAAAAACGGUCCAACUCAAAGCAGAUGGAAUCGAGCCAAUCACCAUAAAUCUUUGGGAUGUAGUCAAUGUUGAACAAAGUUCGCACAAAGAAACACCAAGUAAGGUUGAAAUAAAGCUACUGAAGGUGAUCGGCCAUAGAUGGGAGGCUUUGGAGCGGAAAGUUGAAGUAGAAAACCCGAUUUCCGCCAGUAAGAAAAUCGGCCACGAUUGGGACAAAAUUUCCAAAGAAAUUGAGAAACAGGACGCAGAUGAUAAGCCUCAGGGCGAAGAAGCAGUACAAGAUCUCUUCCGGAAAAUAUAUGCCGAUGCGAACGAAGAUACGAAAAAAGCUAUGAUGAAAUCGUUUUACGAGUCGGGUGGAACCGUUCUGAGCACCAAUUGGGCUGAUGUUGGAGCGAAGAAAGUAGAUGUUAAACCCCCAGACGGAUGUGAAUUCAAGAAAUGGAACUAAUUUCAUCAAUCGCUAUCGCUAUGUUAAAAUAAGUUAUUUUCCUAACUCAACAGAGUGUGUAUUCGAAUUUUAUUUUCGAUGAAAAUCAUUUCAAAUUUGAUAGUGCUUCGUUUCAAUUGAUUUGACCGGGGAAAAAAACUUUAGUAGUGUUUUGGUAGUAUAUUUCGGAAAGCUCUUCAA
This is a messenger RNA of Toxorhynchites rutilus septentrionalis, 956 nucleotides long. RefSeq names its product protein SGT1 homolog (gene Sgt1). Lineage: Eukaryota; Metazoa; Arthropoda; Insecta; Diptera; Culicidae. Bases 219 to 776 code for a protein of 185 amino acids. Gene Ontology annotation, molecular function: protein-folding chaperone binding. The record is from RefSeq and is a predicted model, not a curated record. The transcript is spliced from 2 exons.